Molecule: messenger RNA, 19043 nt
Organism: Podarcis lilfordi (Lilford's wall lizard)
Lineage: Eukaryota; Metazoa; Chordata; Lepidosauria; Squamata; Lacertidae
Source: the annotation of a GenBank genome assembly
AUGGAAAUACUAGCUUUUACUAAAAAAAACCUUUUAGUGGGAACUGCAAAAGAAUGUAAGUACCAUUUGUCUUUUUUACAGAAUGCCCAUUAUUCAUGUUCGUACUAAAUGGACAUUCAUUUCACCAGCCAUUCCACGGCCUUUUCUAUUUGCUUUUCAUUUCUCUCCCUGUCACCUUCUCCACCCCAGAGCUCCAAUGGCUCUUUCCCCAAAGUCUGGAAGGUGAUAAUAUUGUUUGCCAAUCCCAUAUGAAUGGGGCAGCCUUUUCCAGGUUCAGUUUCCAUAUGAGGAGAAAGUACUGGAGGCUUCUAGGGUAAUCCUGUGUGAGUUUACUGGGAAUUAAAUCCCAUUAUCUCUAACACAACUUACUUUCACGUAAUUGUUCCUAGGAUUCCAAUCGUAUGGUGUUUUGGUAGUACCUGUUUGUUACCUUUCGUUUCUAAAAUUUGCUUCCUGUCAUAUGUAUCUAAAAGAAUCUUCUGUGUGAUUUAAAACAUAUACACAUUCAAACCCCAGAAAAAAACAGAAGAACAAUAUAUUUACCAAUGUACGGGCUGAGAAGGCAGGAAGCAAGCAAACUGUGCUAAUUCUGAGGCAGCCUCAGAAACCUGUCUUUGCAGCCUUUUCAAGCUGGCUAAUAAUAAUACUUAGCAGCUAUAUCUUUGAGUAUUCCAAGCAUUUCACAUACAUUAUUUCUGUAAUCCUUAAAGCAAACCAGUAAAUGAGCCAUUUGGUGUUAUUGUCCUGCUUUGCCAGUUGUGCGAGGGACUCAGAUUGAGAGGUCAUGGUUUCCCUAAGGCCACAUAGUGACUAGUGUGGUCAUGGCGGAGUUAAGAUGUGAACUGCAGGAGCAAUCUCUGCAAAUCCCAAAUAUAGUCAACAAUUUGCACCGUUGUGGAUGCAUUUUUACACCUGGGAAAGAAUUUUCGUAGUUUCAGUUGUGUGAAAACACAGCCCAAUAAAAUAGGGCCUUGUGGGAAAUCCACCAUGGACAAGUGUUGUUUCAAAAGUCUUGUAUUCCUCCCUGCAGACUUGGUGUGAAUAUAUGCCCUGUCUCUGUGUAGAGUGGUACCUCUGGUUAUGAACUUAAUUCGUUCUGGAGGUCUGUUCUUAACCUGAAACUGUUCUUAAUCUGAGGUACCACUUUAGCUAAUGGGGCCUCCUGCUGCUUCCAUGCCACCGCCGUGCAAUUUCUGUUUUCAUCCUGAGGUAAAGUUCUUAACCUGAGGUACUAUUUCUGGGUUAGCGGAGUCUGUAACCUGAAGCAUCUGUAACCUGAAGCGUCUGUAACCCGAGGUACCACUGUAGAUCUUAAAAAACAGAACAAAACACAGAAUUCAUGGACUUGUCCUCAUACAUGCACAUGGAUUCUGGUGUAGGAGUACCACAGGAGGCGGGAGCGGAGGAAGGGGGUGCGGUGGGGGUGGACCGCCCUGGGUGUCUUCGCUGAGGGGGGUGACAUUUGGCGCACCACCCGCCCGCGACUCCCAAGCCUACCCCAAGCCAUUGGGGGAAGGUGGGAGCUGCGCCGCUUUGCCAGUGGAUUUUCCCCCUUCCUCCUUCGUUUUGACAGCUCGGGGGAGGCUUGGGAGUCACGGGUAGGCGGUGCACCAAAUGUCCGGCAUUGGCAGCUUGCUCCGCCCCAUGGGCGGCGCUCUCCGCCCCUGGCUGCAGGGCACACACACUGCUCCGUGCACCCAAGCGGCUAUCCCACGCUUGGGAGGGCACCCUCCCCACCCCCCUCGGGAGCGCGCCCGCCCUGGGCAGCGCAGGCAUAUGCUCCGCCGCUGAUAGGAGGUUAAUGUUUUGACAAAGACCCAAUUUAUACAUGUACAACGUGUAUGUGGACUUUUAAUAUGCAGUUGUUUGCAAAAUUCCUGGAGGCUAAAGUCCUUCCAUGGAUGGUCAAGUUGCUAUCAUACAGCACAAUCCAAAUCAUGCUAAGAGGAAUAAGUCCUAUUGAAUUCAGUGGGGCUUACUCCCAGGUAACUGGGGUUAAAAUUGCAGCCUUAGAUUCCAGUUGAGGGGCAGAAUUCAGACAGCCACUACUGAAUAUCUGUUCUGGACACAUUAAUGACUAAAGUAUGAAGUAGGAAACAUUUAAAGGGAAUUUAUUUUUAUUAGUUCUCUACUUUUAUGCCUCAUAAUUACCACAGCAAUGUUAUCAGCACAAUACAUUCACCUUCAUUUCCUUAAGCUGAGGAAUUUGUGCCUUUUGACCUAUUUUUUUCAUCUAUCUAUCAUCUAUCUAUAUCUAUAUCUAUCUAUCUAUCUAUCUAUCUAUCUAUCAUCUAUCUCUAUCUAUCUAUCUAUCUAUCUAUCUAUCUAUCAUCUAUCAUCUAUCUAUCUAUCUAUCUAUCUAUCAUCUAUCUAUCUAUCUAUCUAUCUAUCUAUCUAUCAUCUAUCUAUCUAUCUAUCUAUCAUCUAUCUAUCUAUCUAUAUCUAUCAUCAUCUCUCUAUCUAUCUCUAUCUAAUCUAUCUAUCUAUCUAUCUAUCUAUCUAUCUAUCUAUCAUCUAUCAUCUAUCUAUCUAUUUGCAGCCAUCACAUUAAAUGUCAUUAUUCAAACAAAUUUUCUCAUUUUAUACAGCUUAGGAGAUUAGUUUUCCCUCUCCUCCCUGACCUCCCACAUUUUUCUUUCCCCAUAGCCAACUGUAUUCACUUUUUGGGGUCAUAGCAAUCUAGAUAGUACUUACACAGCUGGUUAUACUUUCCAGGCUAUUAUCCCUGUAAAGAAUAGGAUGCCAGUCGCUAGACCCAGCAUUUAUUGUUUAAAAUGUGGAGUAUUGCCUUCCAGCAAAACCCCCAAUAUCAAUCUUUUUGCUCAUCCGUGAAUUAUGUAGGUCUUGUGAGUUGUCCAGUUAUAAAAGUGCUCCUUGAGGGGACUGGAGGCAAAGGAAGAUGGAACGCCUGUACUAAGUGAAUGGUUAUAUGGGAGUCAGUGGAGCAUUGCCCAUUAGGGUAAGUGGGACGCUGUCCCACCAAACUCAGGCAUGAGUCCUCCAAGCCUUCUUUCUCACAGCUAGGGACAUCAGAGAAUUAUGAUGACAAUGGAAGAUGGUGGCAGAUGGUUUCAUUUCUAAACCGCUUUAUAUUUUAAAGAGAAAAUCUCAAAGUGGUUUACAACACAUUAAAACAUCAAAUAAAACAAUCUUGGGGGGGAUUACUGAAUAAAGUAAAAGAUGAAUUGCAGAUUUAAAACAGCAUAAUUAGCAAGAGAAUGAAAUAUUAUCUGAAGCGUAGAACACAUCUGCUGCUGUUGCUGCCAAUCCUGUUCUUGGUGGGUGGCAGCUGUGGAAGUUGAGGCUUGAUGAUCUAGAUCUGCGCUAAGAGACAACCAAGAUGAUCUCUGGAGUCUUCAGCAGCCUAGCUUUUUUAGUUGGAGUCAGUCAGGGCCCUGCCCUCCCAGGCCAGGCGGAAAAGGCCGGCAAGGCAGGGAGCAGGUUUUCUAAGAUUCACAGCCAAGAUGUUCACUUAUUUGUCCCAUGUCUGCACCAGCAUCAGUCUGGAGAAUAAAACCCAUAUUCACUGUUGUUGUUAUUUUCAGUCCACAGUGGACAGUGAGAUGAAGGUAAACUGCAGCAGAAUGGAAACAGUGCUGUAUGUGCUAAAGACAGGAUGGAGAACAAUGCCUUCUUACACCCCUACUUUACAACCAGUCCAGAGAAUGGCACUGGCUGGCUGUCAGCUUCCUCCUCCUUAGUCUCAGUGUGGUCUUUGUAGAAAUCACCAGGGAGGAGAAAAAUAGAAUUAGUUGGCUCUGUCUGUCAUUGGCUCUGGCUGCGCCCUACCAGUCUCAAUGGGCACCCAACAUCACUGGUAAAAGGGAAUUUUGGCAAGUGCAGAUUGUCAUACAAGGUGUGAAGAGCCGCAUCUGCCAAAUUUUUAUACUCUGUUGUGUUGUUAAAGUUUUGGGAGUUCUGGUCUCCUGGUUGGCUUAGUGUGGCUGAAACAUAGGGAUGGGGUAAUCCUAACUAUUAGGUAAAGGGUAAAGGGACCCCUGACCAUUAGGUCCAGUCAUGACCGACUCUGGGGUUGCGGUGCUCAUCUCGCUUUAUUGGCUGAGGGAGCCGGCGUACAACUUCCGGGUCAUGUGGCCAGCAUGACUAAGCAGCUUCUGGUGAACCAGAGCAGCAAACGGAAACGCUGUUUACCUUCCCGCCAGACUGGUACCUAUUUAUCUACUUGCACUUUGACGUGCUUUCGAACUGCUAGGUUGGCAGGAGCAGGGACCGAGCAAUGGGAGCUCACCCCAUUGCGGGGAUUCGAACCACCAAUCUUCUGAUCGGCAAGCCCUAGGCUCUGUGGUUUAACCCACAGCGCCACCUGGGUCCAUAAUAGUUAAUCCUAACUAUUAGCCUCUUUUUAAAAAGUGCUUCUUGUUGGGGACAGCAAAAAACAAACAAACAGCAUGUUUUGGAAAAUAAUUCUAAGAAAACACAUCAAAAUGCUACCUUUCUUGACUACAUCCAGAUCUUCCUUUAUAUAUAGAUCUUCAGCACAGGCUCAUCUAUUUUAGCUCCAUCCAAGUGAGCUGUUAUUCUGAAUUCUGCAUCGUCCUGGGUUUCCCUAUGAUUAGUGAUAAAAUUGAGCACAUAUUUAAAUUGUCCUUUGCCAGCCUGCCCAUCCGCUGAAGUCUCACAUGGCAGAAUAUUUACCAUUAAAGUUAGCACUGAAUAUCCCACCCCACCACCCUACCGUUCUUCCAGUAAUUCUUAGUUUUGUCUUUCAGCUUUUACUGUGUUCAGCUCAUUUGCCGAGAAUGAAGAUGCACUUUUGCGGCACUUAUUUCAAGGGUAUCAGAAAUGGAUCAGGCCUGUGAAACAUGCCAAUGAUACCAUAAAGGUGUACUUUGGAUUAAAGAUAUCCCAACUAGUAGAUGUGGUAUGUAAUCUAUUUCUCUGGGUCCUCCUUUCCUUCCUUUCCUUCUAUAGAGCAGUUCUGCUACAUUUUAAGAAUAAAACAAUUACCACCCAAAAAUCCUUUGGGCUUUCGGAAACAAAAUGGGAAUAGGGAUGUGGAAAUAUGUCACACACAUUUUCUUUUGAAAAAAACUUACUCAUACUGUACAUAGUGUGCCCACAGUCAGUUAAUAUGUGAUCAGAUUAUCCUCAGAUCAGGAAAAUCUGAAUUGAAUGUAGUAAAAGUGUGGUCUACCAGUUGGAUGAGGACGUCAUGUGGACAGCAUAAAAAAGAGAGGGAUGCAAGCAGUUUCAAAUCCACAUUAAACUCCCAUGUGAAUGUGAAUAAGUCAAUCCAGGGGCUAAUCUAUACUGGUGAGUUAUAACGUUAUAAAUGCCUUAUAAAAAUGUGACAUCAGGGGGUGCUGUACAGCAGUCAAUGGAAAAUUGCAUUGAGAGCUAUAUAACUUUUUUCUUAGUGUUUUUUAGCUUAGUGUAGAUCCAGCCCUUAGGUUAUCUGUUUAACACAGGGACUGUCCUGGAAAGUGGAAAACUCUGAAAUGGUUGCAGACUCUUUAUUCUUGGAGAAUGCUGGGAGGUUGUUGUUGUUCUUCAGAAGAAUAAAUGAUUUCUGCUUCUUUCCCUCUCCACAGGAUGAAAAGAAUCAGCUGAUGACAACUAAUGUAUGGCUGAAACAGGUAAAAUAUUUGACAACGCAGUCAGUGUAAAUGUUCAUCAUUGUCAGCAAAUUUUUACAGUAAAUGUUCUACUGUGAUGUGGAGAGGGAGGUUCUUGAAUUAAGCUAUCUUACAUCCCAGAUACUAUGGCCUAACUGGGUUACAACUUCAGGGCAAUGCUGAUUAAUGGUCUCUAUAGGCGAUAAAUCUAUUGCACUUGCAAGGCCGGCCCACACAUGAGGCAAGAUGAGGCAACUGCCUGAGGCAGUAGGAUCCACAGGGGUAGCAGACCCCGAUAUAGAACUUCACUCCUUCUUUGUUCCUGGUAUAGAUAUUCACUCACCUCUUCUUCCUUGCUGGGAACACCAUUUUGUUGUGCACCUCAGGUGUCAAAAUGUCUUGGCCUAGCUUUGUGCACUUGUAUUACAAAAUGGGGAGGGGAAUCGAUUGUCUAGUAAACAGCAGUUUUCAAAAUAUGGAGUCUGAAGUGGCACAAAAAAGAGUUCUCCUGUCAGCUAGCCCACCACAGCAGAUAAUUCCCUUCAACAUCCAGUCUCAGGGUAGUCUGACCUGAGGGAGCCAGCUGUGCAUUUCAGUCUUCUAGAAUACAUAGAGAUGUUUGCAGAAGUUCUGUGGCAGACAAGCUGAUGCAGAAAGGGUUCUCUGAAGGAAGACUUUGGGGGAAGCCAUGACUGUUGAUAGUGAUAUGAUACUGCUUUAAAUGCACAUUGCAGAUGAGGCCCCAGUCUAGAGGAAGGGAAGAGGCACCCCUAAAAAGUUAGAGUGUGAUCAAGGGAGAGAUGUCAGCAACUGGCUUUUAUAUGGAAGCUGUUUCCUUGGGACCGGGUAAAUAGAAAGCAUUGGAGCAUAUACAUGAUUUCUUCAGGAUAACUCGGAGUUUGCUAUGGGAAGACAUAUGGUGUUGUGCUAUGUUUAUUAACACUUCAUCUCCUCAGCUGUUUUUUCUUUUUUUAAAAGAAAAGCUAAUGCCUAGGGACAGAUUGAGUUUAUUAGUUGAGGUUUGUUUUUUUAAUAAACACACACACACACACACACACACACACACACACACACGUGUAUUUGUUAAUAUUAUAAGUUUUGUUUAGCUUAUUAUUACAUGGCUGUUUACAUUUGGUUAAUAUCUAGUAAUUGUGAGUUUUCCCGACGUGUUUUACGGUGUAAGCUUUUUCCUGAUAUCGUGAGCAAUUUGAGCAUGGUUUACAGUGGAAAAGAAGGUCAUACUGAUUUGAGAUGGCCUGGAUGUGUUGCAUUCAGGAAGUUUUAAAUGUUUGAUGUUUUAUUAAGUUGUUAUAUGUGGUGGAAGCCACCCAGAGUGGUUGGGGCAUGAUGAUGAUGAUGAUGGCAUAGUGAAUCAGUGGUGGACUUUGGGCUUUGAAAUGUCAGUGGUGGCCUGUGCAACACCAAAAUUUGAUGGACCCCUGCCUCCUCUCACCUCCUGUUGUUCAUCAUUGUUGCUGUGUCCCCUGCAGUGACCUCUCAGCUUGGCGCCCAGUGCAGGCAAACUGCUCAUGCUCCCUUAAAUUCCCCUCUGAAUGUACCUCGUACCUAUGGGACCACCUCUCCUGGUAUGUUCCACGGAGGACCUUACGGUCUUCAAAUAAAAACAUCUUGGAGAUCCUGGGCCACAGGAAGGUUAGGCUGGCCUCAACCAGAGCCAGGGCUUUUUCGGCUGUGGCCCUGAUCUGGUGGAACGCUCUGUCACAAGAGACUAGGGCCCUGCGGGUCUUGACAUCUUUCCGCAGGGCCUGCAAGACAGAGCUGUUCCACCAGGCCUUUGGCCAAGGCACAGUCUGACCCCUUCUCUACUUCUGUAAUCUAGCCCAAUGGUUGCCAUUAAUUUGAUUCUGAAUUGAUUUUAGAAUGUAUUUAAAUUAAUUGACUGUGAUUUUAUGUAAACUGUGCUAUUUUUACUGUUGUUAGCUGCUCUGAGCCGGCUUUGGCUAGGGAGGGCGGGAUAUAAAUACAGUGGUACCUCAGGUUAAGUACUUAAUUCGUUCCGGACGUCCGUACUUAACCUGAAACUGUUCUUAACCUGAAGCACCACUUUAGCUAAUGGGGCCUCCUGCUGCUGCCACGCCACCGGAGCAUGAUUUCUGUUCUCAUCCUGAAGCAAAGUUCUUAACCUGAAGCACUAUUUCUGGGUUAGCAGAGUAUGUAACCUGAAGUGUAUGUAACCUGAAGCAUAUGUAACCCGAAGUACCACUGUAAAAUAUUAUUAUUAUUAUUAGUAGUAGUAGUAGUAGUAGUAGUAGUAGUGCACUGUCCCCUUAAGUCUAAGCCAGUCACCACUCUCUCCCUCUUCUCAUAUCUUAGGGUAGGUGUGGGGAAUCUUUGGCUCCCCAGAUGUUGCCGAACUACAAUCCCAUCACUCCUGGUCAUUGGUCAUACUCUCAUCACCCCCAUGAAGCAUGGCCAAUGGCCAGGAAUAAUAGGAUUAUAGUUCGGCAACAUCUUGAGAGCCAAAGGUUCCCUGCACCUGCCAUAGGGCAAUCUGUAGCAGUCCUUGGGCAGUAUGAUCCAGCCAGGAAGCUGUGUAGAAAACUACUUAAUCAAAUCAGUUGAGUUUUGCCAUCAGCUUAAAUUCUUUUAAAAGGUUCAGCAGAGAACUCGCUGGUGUGACCACGCUGCAGUGACCACGCUGGUUCCUGUCAGCCAAAAAUAUAUCUCUGUGGGCUGAAACCCCUUCCCUGUGCACAACUUGGUGUGGGGAGGGAAAGAUCUGCUGAAGCAACAGCCUUCUUUCUGCCUUGCACCAUUUUGGAUAUAUCCCACCAGGACUGUGAAACAGGGCCAGAGCCAUGGAGUAGAGGGAAGAGCUAUAGUGUCCUGUUCUUCACAAGGACUUGUCAAUCCCCGUCCUUGAAUUUUCAGCUCUCAUUUUGGAAAUUUCACUCAUCCUUUCAUGUAUGGCGAUUUAAGAAAAACAAUCAGUCACACAGGAACUAUUCUACAAUCACCCAGAGGCUCAGUUAAGACAUCAAUGUCUUAACUCCUGCCCUCCAAUUUCCAGGUAAAUGAGUGGUGGUGACUGAGAAACACUUGGCACUUUCAAAUGUUAACAUUUGAAUUAUUCGUAUUUAACUGUCAGGGAACUGCCAUCAGUGCCGGAGGGAGAGAGCAAAAUCCAGAGGGAUUCCAGAGAGCAUCCCGGGAUUGGGAGAGGCAGCCCAUCUUCCGGGGAAGAGAAUCAGCGUAGCACCAGUGGAGAAGGGGGGCAGAUGGGGGAAGGGGCGAGGCGGUCCCAUGACUCCUUGCUGGGGAUCAGCGGGGAGAGUAGGGGUCCUCCGCUGCCUACGCCUUCCUUGCGCAGAAGGCUUUCGCGCAGAGAGAGUAGGAGGAGACUAGGCAUCAAAGAGCUUCUUUGCUGGAAGAAGUUUAAGAAACGCCCACUGACGGAUUCUGCCAGCGAUUGAGACAGCCACGGGUGAGUGGCUGUCCGGACAGAAAAGGUUCACUCAGGCAACCCAGCCAGGUGUUUGCACCGGCUUACGCACGAGCAACCCCUAGAACCACUACAUUAACCUAAAUCAAUUUUAAUUUGCUUACAAAUUAAUCUGUAGAGUGACUAUUAAGUUUUUGCUUCUCCUUCUGCCAAAUCUUUGCCUCUGGGCUUGCUGAACUGGGGCUGGGGUGAGCCACCAGAAUUCAAAAUAAACCAGAAUCUCACUUUCUGAACUGCUCCCUGGCUCCUUACGUGCCUGACUGCAGCUCAACUUGUACCCCAGGAUAAGGCGUGUAAACAUACCCUUUGCUUACUGUCUUGGCAAGGCAGACCACACCAGCCCUUGGGGACUAUUCUUUCUCUCUUAGAGGGCACAAGGGUGAUUGGCAAUAUCAUCUGAUCGACAAAAGCUUUCUUCAGUCAAUGUAAAAAGACAAAACGGGGAGCGGGGUUAAGCUGCAAGUUGCUGCUCAUAUAUUGGAAUGUGCUGCUGUUGCUCAGUGAUUCAUACUAAGCUGAUCUUCAAGCAGUCAGCAAAAUGGGUGACCGUUCUUGCCUCCUGACAGGGUCUGGAAGAUUGUGACUUUUCCACACAGUCUCUGGGGAAUUCCCAGUCCACAUGCUGAGGACCUAACUACAUCUUGCAUUAUCCCAGGGCUGGCCCAAGACAUUUUGGAACCUGAGGUGAACCACAAAAUGGCUUCCCCCCUGCCAGGGAACAUGGAGGGAAUAAAAAUCUACGUCAGGAACAAGGACGGGAAGACACGAGCAGCGCCUCCAAAAGGCCACUGUACAGGAGGCAUUGAGGGGGGUUGCUGAGGAGUAGGCAGAUCUGGCUUCCAAGGAAUGGGCUAUGUGUUCCUUGAAGGCCAGAUCUGCAAUCCUUGCGAAUUCUGCCGCCUGUGGUGGUCACCUCAUCUUGUCUCAUGGUUUGGCCAAACUCGUGUUAGCCACCUACCUGUGCCUUUAUGUGCCUUGGAUUUUUUUUGUUUUGUUUGUUACAGCAUGGUCCCCUUGAGCUGAGGGGGAACCAUAGUGUGGGGGCAGGAGGGAAAGAUUUAACCCUCUGCUUACUGCUAUGAUCCCUAUCCAUAUUGGGGGCCCUGCACCUGCAGUUUGCAUAGAGGGGGAAAUUUUGCAUUGAAGUGAAUGAGAGUUUCCCCCUAAAGAAGACUGCAAGAGAUGGGAGGGGCCUAAUAUAGAUUGGAAUCACAAGGGGGAUAAAGGGUUAAUGUCCCGUCCCCCCGCCAAUUGCUAGGCAAUUUGUGUAAGACAACCAUGCACUUAAAAGUAAAGCACUGCACCCAACAUAAUGUAUCAUUUGCCCCUCAGAAGAACUGUUGCUGUAGGUGAAACCAUAACCACAAUAAUUCGUUGUGGUCCUUAAAAUGUGGGUAAACCUGUCCACAGAGAAGAGCACAAAAGUAAAUGUAGAAGUCUUGAAGAAACAGGCACAAUGGAAAGUAAUGGAAAGAGUUAAAGAUGUGUCAGCUACUUGAAGGGUAUAAUUGAUUAUUAGCAUCUGAAGUGUGUAAGCAUUAAAGAGAAAGAUGAUUUGAGUACAUUAUACAGAGCAGCUUAACUAGGAAUAAUGAUAGGAAAUUGAGAAACUGAGGGUCUAACUGUAUGUUGCAGGCAAAUCUCUGGAGCAGAGCUUGAUGUUGACCUUAAAAACAAACAUACACUCAGAGCUAGGAUUUUGAGAGGAGCAGCAGUGAGAGGAGGGAUGCUUAACCCAUUUUUUGCACUUGCUAUUUCACCAUUCUAAAUUGUUGCCCGAGUGGCUUCCACCAAUGUGGUUCAAAAUGCAGGUAAACACAACUUUUGAGCACUAUGUGUGCGUGUAUGUCUACAUGUGUAUGUGGGAAGCCCUAUAAAUGCAAGCAAUUUGGAGCAGAGAAAUAGAAAUAAAGGCAGGGCCAGCCCUACUAUUAGGCAAAAUUAGGUGACUGUAGAAAGUCUGAUGGCAAUGGCAGCAACCCUGCCAGCCAUUUCCUUCUGUUGGAGAGCAGAUGUCUGAGCCAUACGGCCUGUUCUGCACCCCCUGAACUAGCCCACUGCUGCCAUGUGCAAUGAUGGCAGUGCUGAAGUAAAAUUCCCUCCAGUCGAGUUCACCACAUGGAGUAGGGAGUGGUGCCAUCUUGUCUUUCGACUCAGGCAGCAAACUAUUUUGGGCCAGCCCUGGAGAGAAGGUUCAAGAUGCACAGUGGGACAUAUUUCUGAAAAAAGUUUGCAUACAAUCAGGCUACCUGUGUGGUGUAGUGGUUAAGAGCGAUGGACUCGGAAUCUGGUGAACUGGGUUUGCUUACCCGCUCCUCCACAUGCAGCUGCUGGGUGACCUUGGGCUAGUCACACUUCUCUGAAGUCUCUCAGCCUCACUCACCUCACAGAGUGUUUGUUGUGGGGGAGGAAGGGAAAGGAGUUUGUGAGCCGCUUUGAGACUCCUUCGGGUAGUGAUAAAGCGGGAUAUCAAAUCCAAACUCUUCAUAGACCCCCCUAUGCAGGGAUGUUUUGACCUUUCAAGUCUGGCUUUGGGCCGGGGGGAACUCGGAGUUGUGGGGGCCUUUAACUUUGGAGGGACCUUGAAACAUGCCUUUAAAUAUCACAUGGAUUUCAGUGUUGACUAUGGAAAAGGGGCUGACUUGUCGAGAAGGGACAAAAAUAUUGUCAAGCUGGAGUCUCCUCAGUGAAAGGAGCAGAAGACAAAGUAAAGUACAGGUAUAAACAUGAAGAAGACCUGCGGAAGGGACAUGGAAAAGACUUAAGAGCCUCGGAUAUAAGGUCACCAGGUUGAUGGACUAGAUGGAUGGGAUAGAAAGGACUGACAAAACCCGAGACCAGGAAGAAGAGACGAUGGAUGAAGAUUGGAAGAAAGUUUUAAAAAUUUAUUUAGAAAAGUAUUGUAAAAUUAAUGAGUAUUAGAAAAAUGUUGGAAUGAAAUUAUUUGGCUCUAGCAGAAAUGUUAAAAAGAAUUAUGUAAGAAUAUGUUAUGGUUAAGAGAAUUUGGUAUAAAUAAGAUUUAAGUUUUAAGUUUUAGGGUUUUUUAUGGUAAGAUAAGGUUAAAAUAGAUUAAGGUAAUAUAAUGACAGAAUAUUGUGAAAGAUGGAAAGGAUUUGCUGAGAUAAUUAACAACUAGAAUACAAAAAAGGGAGGUGUGAGGAGGUUGAUGAAAUAAGUUAAUGACAGUUAAGGAUCUGGGAAUAUUGGAUUUGUUUUUAAAUUUUUUGUUUAUUUUUGCUUUUUGCUUUUGAUGUAUUGUGUGUUUUGUUUUUUCUUUUUGACUUUGGUUUUUACUGAUUUGUAUUGUUUAAUUGUUACUUUUAUCUACUUUUUUCUUUCUUUUUCUCUUUCUCUUGUUUUUUCCUUCUUUUUUCUUUGUAACCUUAAAAUUCUCAAUAAAUAUCAUUUUAAAAAAAAAAUCAUAUCCAAACUCUUCUUCUACCUCUUCUCAUGACACUGUCACAAGGUUGUGCCCGGUUACAGGUUAUUGUGUGCUCAUUACUUCCUGUUGCUAGAAAAGGAAAGAGAGGAGCAAAUGUUUAAUUUUCAACUCAGCAUUGCCUGGCACAAGCACUGCAGAGGUAGAGAACGUUUGACCCUCCAGGUAUUGCUGAACUACAACUCCCAUCAACCUCAGCAAGCGCGGCCAGUGGCCAGGAAUGAUGGGAAUUGUAGUUCAGCAGCUUCUGCAGGCCCAAGGGUUCCCCUCACCUGGGGUAAAGAGAGCCCUAAAUUUAGUCUACUGACCUCACACCUUUGAGAAAUCCAUAACUACUCAGAAGUAUCAUGAGGUGUUUUUUUUGCAGAAAGGAGGAUCUUGUAAGAGUCCUGUGCCUGAAUUCUCUACAGGAAGAUGCUUUCAUUGCUGAUAUUGAUUUUAGUAAGCUCACACAUUCUUCCUUCUCGUGCAUUCCCGCAGCGCAUCCUAAAAACUUAUAAAUAAUAAAUAUAAGGGGAGAGAUGCUUUCCUUUCCUUUGAUUAUUACUGUAAGCAUGAUGCCACUCAGAUAGUCUGGUUUAUCCACUGCAGCAUGACGUCAACAUAUGGUGGUCAAUUGACCAGAAGAAAGUGACUUGGCUUGCUCUUGAGCCUUUAAGAGCACUUUGAGCUCUCCAAAUCAUCUGGGAAGCUUUGCACAACAGCAGAGAAAUAAGCAUUAUACCUGCUAAUGCCUGCAGAUCAAGAUGCUUUUAAAGGCUAAGUAGCAGAGAAUAGUAGUAGUAAUAGUAGUAGUAGUAGUAGUAGUAAUAAAUAUGUAAUAGUUUUUUUAAAAAAUUCUGAAAGAUGGACAUUCAGAUGGUCCAUCUGAUUCAUGGAUUUUUGUGUCUUGCACUUGUGAAAAAGAGUUGUGAUUAACUAUGCUUCAGUCUCAAGGUCUAGAUCAGGGUUUUCCAAACUUGGAUCUCCAGCUUAUUUUGGGACUACAGUUCCCAUCAUGAUGGGAUCAUAGGAGUUGUAAUCCAACAACAGCUGGAGACCCAAGUUUGGGAAACUCUGGUCUCGAUGGUACUUGUUGCCUCAAUAUAUCAUGUUUUCCCUGGGAGAUCUCUAGCACGUCCACAUAAAAAGCACAGAGCCCUGCUGGUCGAGGGUCCUGCCAAAUGAAUGUGUUAGCCCUCAGCAGCCAUGUCUUUAAAACUGCCUUUUGAUGAGUUUUAGCCUCAUGCGCAGGUAUGCGCUGAAGCAAUUGUGUGACUGUAACGUAACCAGAUUUUUUAAUGCUGUGCCUGAGGCCAAAAGACAUACUAAGGGUGGUGGUAAGUAAAGGUAAAGGGACUCCUGACCAUUAGGUCCAGGCGUGACCAACUCUGGGGUUGCGGCGCUCAUCUUUAUUGGCCGAGGGAGCCGGCAUGCAGCUUCCGGGUCAUGUGGCCAGCAUGACUAAGCCGCUUCUGGAGAACCAGAGCAGCGCACGGAAAUGCCAUUUAUCUUCCCGCCGGAGCGGUACCUAUUUAUUUACUUGCACUUUGAUGUGCUUUCAAACUGCUAGGUUGGCAGGAGCAGGGACCGAGCAACGGGCGCUCACCCCGUUGCGGGGAUUCGAACCGCCGACCUUCUGAUCGGCAAGCCCUAGGCUCUGUGGUUUAACCCACAGCGCCAUAACUCAACAUGAAGCAACCCAAACCUAAAUGUUAGCAGUCCUGUAGGUUUCAAGUGACUUAUUUCAUUCAAACUUAAUUCAAAGUGUCAAAGUGUUUGUUAAUCUUCAUAGGAACAUAGGAAGUCGCCUUAUACCAAGUCAGAACAUAGGCUCAUUUAGCUUAGUACUGUCUGCACUGACAGACAACGACUCUCUUGGAUUUCAGAGAGGGCUCUCUCCCAGUCCUACCUGGGGGCGCCAGGGAUUGUACACGGGGCCUUCUGCAUGCAAAGCAGUUGAUGUAACCCUGAGCUAGUGACUCAUUCAUUGAUCAGAAUGCUGGGAAACGAAGGCAAGUUUACUUCUUUCUUGGCUACUGGGUAGGAUAUCAGCCACACAUUCCCCCUAUAUUUUCAUAACUAAUGAAUGGUAAAGACUUAGGGCACCAUGGCAGGGAUGCUGAAAGCAAGCAACCAUUACUUAGUUCUUCUUCUUCUUUGACGAUCACUCGUAGCCUAGUAAGAUUGUCUUCCAUAAACAUGGUUUUAACAGUCAGUCUAUAAGUGACUGUGGAGGCCAAUUUUGGAGCCACACGUCCUUCCACAGUGGGAACAUAGGUUUCUGGGUGGGAGUUGAUCACGGUGAGCCAAGCGUGCCUUCCUCUUAGUGUGUUUCUCCCUUGUGUCCUGAGUUUGAGCGUCUUCAAAGCCCAUGACACCUUUGGUAAAGGCUGUUCUCCAACUGGAGUGCUCACAGGCCAGUGUUUCCCAAUUGUCAAUGUCUAUACUACAUUUUUUGAGAUUUGCCUUGAAAGAGUCUUUAAAUCUCUUUUGUUAACCACCAGCAUUACACUUUCCAUUUUUAAGUUCGGAAUAGAGUAGUUGCUUUGGAAGACGAUAAUCAGGCAUCCUCACAACAUGACCAGUUGAUGUUGAAGAAUCAUUGCUUCAACACUGGUGAUCUUUGCUUCUUCCAGUACACUGGCAUUAGUUCACCUGUCUUCCCAAGUGAUGUGUAAAAUUUUUCGGAGACACCGUUGAAGGAAUCUUUCCAGGAGUUGGUUGCUUAGUAGUAGAGUACUUGCAUUGCAUGCAACAUUUCACAGGUUCUUUACUAAUAGGUUCAUGUAGGGCUGUGGAAGACUCCCGUCUGAAACUUCCAGGGAUUGCUAACACCCAGCACAGACAGUAAUUAGAUGGUGGACUUGGCAUAAGGAAGCUUUCUGUACUGUAUACCUUUUCCUUCCUUAAGUUUUAUUCAAGAAAUAAGCUUCCUAUGUUCCUAAACUGGAUUUGCUGGAAGGAAUUUUUCAUUAAAAAUUAAGGCGAAUAUUCAGGACAGAGACUCCCUGCCCAGGUUUGCCCUGUCUGGUUUCUGUGAAAUUCUGCGGAUUUUGUUUGAUGGCAACUGUAAUAUGUGCUUCUGUGGGCUGAAACUGGAUUCAUGAUUGGGACAUAUUCAUGAUGGAUGCUACAGAAUUAUUCUGAUUUGGUUCCUUAGAGUAUUCAACUUGUAGUGAAACUGAUCAAGCAACAGUGGUGCUUUUGCUGAUUAUUGCAGGAAUGGAUUGACCAAAAAUUGUGCUGGAAUCCGGAGGACUAUGGUGGAAUCACCGCAAUUCGAGUUCCAUCUGAAUCUCUCUGGCUCCCAGAUAUUGUUUUGUUUGAAAAGUGAGUAUACAGAUCUUGACACUCAUUUUUUACAGUAUUUUUCGUACUUGUGUGCAGGGGUCUCAGGAGAGAAGCUGAAAGGUAGAUAAUUUAUUUUCUUUGUAUAGCGACAUCUGUGUACUGUACGAAGCAGGUGUGGUGAACCUCCAGAUUUUACUGAACUCAAACUCCCAAUCGGCCGAGAUUAUUAGCCACGCUUUCUGGGGCUGAUAGGAGUUAGCUUUCAGUAAAAUGUGGAGGGCCAAUGAUCCCCCACAUCUGCGACAAAGUAACAUUAGCAAAAAGACAGAUCUAAGCCUCAAGGACAAACUUGGCCCUCUAGCUAUUUUGGGACUACAACUCCCAUCAUCCCGGGCUAACAGGACCAGUGGUUAGGGAUGAUGGGAAUUGUAGUCCCAAAACAGCUGGAGGCCAUGCCUGCUCAAGGAGAUUAUAGUCAAAAAUUUGACAUACAAAAUGGGUGGGUGGGUAGGAAUAGUAGCAAGAAUAGCAAAAGAAUGUGUACAUAUGUAUUUGAAGUUACCGUAUUUUUUGCUCUAUAAGACUCACCUUUUCCCUCCUAAAAAGUAAGGGGAAAUGUGUGUGCGUCUUAUGGAGCGAAUGCAGGCUGCACAGCUAUCACAGAAGCCAGAACAGCAAGAGGGAUUGCUGCUUUCACUGCGCAACGAUUCCUCUUGCUGGUCUGGCUUCUGAGAUUCAGAAUUUUUUUUUUCUUGUUUUCCUCCUCCAAAAACUAGGUGCGUCUUGUGGUCUGGUGCGUCUUAUAGAGCGAAAAAUACGGCACUUAGAGCUAGUGGCUAUAGGAGAAUAGUAGAUUAUUACCUUUGCUUUCUCCACCUCUUUUCUAGUCCCAAACAUGGUCCUAUUCUCCUUCUCUUCCAAGGGCAUACAGUAGGCAUGUCAUUAGGGGACCAGCAAGUUGGGGUGGGCUGUGCCAGGACCUUGAGAAGGGGAGGGUGUUAUAGACAUGGAGUAAAAUCUUGGGGAGAGGCCCAGCAGUGUAACCUCCCAAUUUUUACAGUGACCACAAGCAUUUGCCUCUAUUUGGUCAUUCAGUAGCCCUGGAGAGAACAAAAGUAUAUUUCCAAAAUGCCCUGUCUCUACCAGUAAACUUAAGACUCAAUUCAGUAAUGAAUUUUAUAUUGUUGAGUAAUUUUUGUUUUAUUUAUUGGUAAUGGUGGUUUUAAUGUUUCUGCCUUGGGAGCUUGUGGGUGAAAGGCAGCUUAUGAACAUCUGGAAUGAAUGGAUGAAUAGGUACUAAAAGGCUGCUGAAACAUGGCACAAUUUAUUGCAACCUGUUUAUGAUUACGUACCUGUCUACCAUCUACCAAAGCGAUGGGAAGCAAAAUCGGAAUAUAAGAAAAAGAAUCGGAAAUAGCAGCUUGGAAACACAAUUCAAAACGUUUUUCUUCCCUCCUCUCCCCUUUCCAGUGCUGAUGGGCGCUUUGAAGGUUCCUUGAUGACAAAAGCAAUAGUCAAAUACAAUGGGAUAGUAGUCUGGACUCCCCCAGCCAGUUAUAAAAGUUCCUGCACUAUGGACGUCACCUUCUUCCCAUUCGACCGACAGAAUUGCUCAAUGAAAUUCGGAUCGUGGACCUACGAUGGCAACAUGGUGGACCUUAUUUUAGUAGAUGAAAAUGUGGACAGGACAGAUUUUUUUGAUAAUGGAGAAUGGGAAAUCCUAAAUGCCAAGGGGAUGAAGGGAAACCGAAAAGACGGAUUGUAUUCCUACCCUUUCAUUACCUAUUCUUUUGUUUUAAGACGACUGCCAUUAUUUUACACUCUCUUCUUAAUCAUCCCAUGUCUGGGAUUAUCUUUCUUGACUGUGCUUGUUUUCUACUUGCCUUCUGAUGAGGGAGAAAAACUCUCGCUGUCCACCUCGGUUUUAGUCUCCCUUACUGUUUUUCUCUUAGUCAUUGAAGAAAUCAUCCCCUCUUCCUCCAAAGUCAUCCCUUUGAUUGGUGAGUACUUGCUGUUCAUCAUGAUUUUUGUCACCUUGUCCAUCAUCGUGACUGUUUUUGUAAUCAACGUGCACCAUCGUUCCUCGGCCACCUACCACCCGAUGGCUCCUUGGGUGAAGAGGCUCUUCCUUCAGAAACUCCCCAGGCUGCUCUGUAUGAAAGGACAUGUAGAUCGCUAUUCAUUCUCUGAUCCCAAAGGGACCCGGAAAGAAAAGCCGACGAGGAAACAUAAACACAAACAAUUCAAAGACGGAGAAAAAAUUGUGAUUGCCUUCCUGGAAAAGGCUGCUGAUUCCAUCAAGUAUAUCUCUGGGCAUGUGAAAAAGGAACACUUCAUUAGGCAGGUAUGUUAGUUCAAAAUCAGGCAGGUAUCAUCAUCACUAUCUAUUAUUUAUACCCCACCCAUCUGGCUGAGUUUCCCCAGACAUUCUGGGCGGCUCCCAACAGAAUAUUAAAAACACAAUAAAAUAUCCAACAUUAAAAACUUCCCUAAACAGGGCUGCCUUCAGAUGUCUUCUAAAAGUCAGGUAGUUGUUUAUUUCCUUGACAUCUGAUGGGAGGGCAUUCCACAGGGCAGGCACCACUACUGAGAAGGCCCUCUGCCUCGUUCCUUGUAACCUUACUUCUCACACCAGAAGGCCCUCGGAGCUGGAGCUCAGUGUCCGGGAUGAACAAUGGGGGUGGAGAUGCUCCUUCAGGUACACUGGGCCGAGGCCGUAUCAGUCACACUAAGUCAACAUAGGUAUUCUAGCCCAAAAAAGGUAGGUUGACUGUGUGUGCAGAAUCAGGCCAAGAGUCUCCUAGCCCAGCAUUUGCUUAAUCCUAGAUGGUCUACUUGAAAUUGGCUUAUAUCCAUGAGUGAACCAUGUUUCACCUUCUAUCUACCCCAUUAGAUAUUUAAAAAGUGAUUGUUUGCACCUGACUUGUGUUAUGGCUUAUGCUAGCUAAAAAUGCCAUUUAUAUUCACUUAUAAAUAUCCAAGGCCACAGGGAGUGGUGUUUUUUUUGAAAGGCAGAAACUUUGAGAGAACUAUUCAUGAUGAACUUAAAUGUUACACAAAUCGAUAACUAAAUUCAAGUGUAUUCCAAAGCAGCUCUUCAAUUGUGCAAAAUACUUGUGAAACUCACGGCCAUCAUUUUCUUUUCUAGGUGGUGCAAGACUGGAAGUUUGUAGCUCAGGUCCUUGACCGUAUCUUCCUAUGGCUAUUUUUGGUAGUGUCUGUGAUGGGCUCUGUUCUUAUAUUUACUCCUGCUUUAAAGGCGUGGUUGCAAAGUGGAAGUAGUAUUGUCUAG